CCCUUUCACUUUCUGUUCACCUUCAAACACUAAAACCCUCCAUAGAUGUUCUCCUCUCUCUCAUCCCCGUUCUCUCUUUCUCUCUCUAAACCCCACCUCCACCCACCACUCCGCCACCGCCUCCCACCCUUCUUCCACCGCACCAACCUCACCCUUUUCGCCAUUAACCGCGAUGGCAAACACUAUCCAAACCCGGCUGACAUUGACCCACCCGAAGCCCCAGAAGACACAGUCCACGGUGUUUCCAAAUUCAAACAACUGGACCUCAGAAUAGCCCGUGCACGCAAGGCCCAAGAUGCCCAGUAUGAGAAAGAUCAGUCCAUUUUUCUUAAAGCAAUUCAAGAUGUUGAAGAUGCUCCUGAUGAGUCUGCUUCUACAGCCAAUGAUGAUUCUGAGGGUGAUUUGUAUUCUGAGAUUGAUGACUCUAUUGCUUUGAAGAGGAAGGAGUUUGUUAAAAAAGGGUUGUUGAAGCCAAAUCCAAAGAAAGAUGAGUCAAAGGAGGAGAUAAAAGAUGAAGUAGCAGAUGAACUACAACCUCAAGAAGAAGACGACUUGGAUGAAAUUGACGAACUCGAAGAACUAAAAGGAGUCGGUGAGGAUUCCGAGGCAGAAAAUUCAGACCUCGACAUAGAUGACGAUUUGGGUCCCGGUAAUUCAUCAGUUAAAUCCGAAUUCGAAUCUGAAUUUGAUGCUUUUCGUAAAGGAGAAGUUAGAAUUGUAGAACCCAAAUGUAAAAUGACGUUAGCCGAGCUUUUAGAUGAGAGUAAGGUCGUACCUGUUUCGGUUUUGGGUAAUUUAGAGAUCGAAAUCACGGGAAUUCAACACGAUUCAAGAUUAGUUGAACCCGGUGACUUGUUUGUAUGUUGCGUUGGGAAAAAAACCGAUGGACAUUUGUUUUUAACCGAGGCUGAUAAAAGAGGGGCCGUUGCAGUUGUAGCUAGUAAAGAAAUAGACAUCGAAGAAACUUUAGGGUGUAAAGCGUUGGUUUUAGUUGAAGACACGAGUUCGGUUUUAGCAACUUUAGCAGCUUCAUUUUAUAAGCACCCAUCAAAAAACGUAGCCAUGAUAGGUAUCACGGGAACAUAUGGAAAAUCGAGCUCCGCGUAUUUGAUAAAAGGUAUGUACGAAGUGAUGGGAUUAAGAACGGGGAUGAUAACUAACGUUGCUCAUUAUAUUCACGGUGAAAACCAGUUGGAAACAAAAAACACGAUCCCGGAUGGCGUUUCGCGUCAGAAACUGAUGGCGAAAAUGGUCCAUAACGGGACGGAAGCUCUUGUUAUGGAAGCUUCUUCUCACGAGCUUGAAUCGGGAAAAUGCGAUGAAGUUGAUUUCGAUAUCGCGGUUUUCACGAACCUAAGCACAGACCAUUUGGAUACACAUGGGUCGGAAGAAGAGUACAAAAAUGCUCAACUUAAGUUGUUUGGAAGAAUGGUGGACCCCACUCGACACCGGAAAGUUGUGAACAUUGAUGACGCAAGCGCCCCUCUGUUUAUCGCUCAAGGGAAUCAAGACGUGCCAGUUGUUACAUUUGCAUUGGAGGAUAAGAAAGCCGAUGUACACCCAUUACAGUUUGAUCUUUCUCUCUUUGAGACACAAGUUUUGGUGGAUACACCGAAGGGUAUUUUGGAGAUUUCGUCUGGAUUACUCGGGAGGCAAAAUAUUUACAACAUUCUUGCAGCGGUGGCCGUCGGGAUUGCAGUAGAGGCACCGUUGGAAGACAUCGUUAGGGGGAUUGAAGAGGUUGAUGUGGUCCCCGGUAGAUGCGAGUUGAUAGACGAGGAACAAACGUACGGGGUGGUGGUUGAUUACGCAAAUACCCCUGAUGGUCUAUCAAGACUUCUUGAUAACGUUCGGGAACUCAAUCCAAAAAGGAUCAUCACAGUUAUUGGUUGUCCGGGUGAGACCGAGAGAGGCAAACGGCCCGUGAUGACAAAGAUCGCAACAGACAAGAGUGACGUCACUAUGCUGACAUCAGACAAUCCAAGAAACGAGGAUCCACUUGACAUAUUGGACGACAUGUUAGCGGGCAUAGGGCUGACCAUGCAAGAUUACCUGAAGCAUCAAGCAGACGAUUACCACCCGCCACUCGCAAACGGUCAUAGACUGUUCCUUCAUGAUAUUAGAAGGGUAGCUGUACGUUCGGCUGUUGCGAUGGGCGAGGAGGGUGAUAUUGUUGUGGUUACAGGGAAAGGCCACGAGACGUAUGAUACAGUGGGCGAUACAACAGAGUUUUUUGACGAUAGAGAAGAAUGCAGGGAAGCUUUGCAGUAUGUAGAUGAGCUACAUCAAUCGGGAAUCGACACCAGUGAAUUUCCAUGGCGGUUGCCUGAGAGUUACUGAACAAUGAGAGGGCUUAUAUGUCAUUUAGUAUGCGAAACAAAAGACGUCGUCUUUUCAUUGUUAAAACAAGAUGCCGUUCGUCAUUGUUCUGGCAAGGUACAGUUUUGUAGGAACUAGACAACUUAUGUUUGUAUGAAUUAGAGAUUACCUUUAAGUGAAUAGUAUCAUGAUUCAUGGGAGUUGAAAAUGUUAAUGAAGAAAGAAAUCGGGUUGACGAAACGGAUUCGACUUUUUCGGAGGAUGAGAGAAGAGAAUGCUACCCAAGCUUGUUUUCUUGUUUGGGAUGAUAUGAUCCUAUGUAUGUAGUGGUGGUGAACUAUGACAGUUAUCCUGUUGUAAUAUUUUAAAGGACUGGAAGUAUUUUGUUACCAUAUAUAUUGGUAUACAUUGUUGUUUUUGUA
Helianthus annuus (common sunflower) is the source of this 2741-nucleotide messenger RNA. Its product is annotated as UDP-N-acetylmuramoyl-L-alanyl-D-glutamate--2,6-diaminopimelate ligase MurE homolog, chloroplastic. The record is from RefSeq and is a predicted model, not a curated record. Bases 46 to 2340 code for a protein of 764 amino acids. The transcript has 6 exons. Lineage: Eukaryota; Viridiplantae; Streptophyta; Magnoliopsida; Asterales; Asteraceae. Gene Ontology annotation, biological process: biosynthetic process; regulation of cell shape; cell division. Gene Ontology annotation, cellular component: cytoplasm. Gene Ontology annotation, molecular function: ATP binding; acid-amino acid ligase activity.